Brachypodium distachyon (stiff brome) is the source of this 1674-nucleotide messenger RNA. Its product is annotated as heavy metal-associated isoprenylated plant protein 37. The record is from RefSeq and is a predicted model, not a curated record. The coding region runs from base 255 to 1487 and encodes 410 amino acids. The transcript has 3 exons. NCBI's taxonomy places the organism in Eukaryota, Viridiplantae, Streptophyta, Magnoliopsida, Poales, Poaceae. Gene Ontology annotation, molecular function: metal ion binding.
AGAGCAGGAGCCUGGAGGUGUAGAAGAGUAGUAGGAAGCACAAGUAGAGAGAGGAGUGAGUAGAAGAGAACCCAUUCUUAAAUGCAGGGAAGAGGUGGUGGCUUCUCCUGCUGCAACGGUACAAGAAGCACCACCAUCACUUCCCCACUCCUCCACUAGCCACUGCUCUGCUCCCGCUCCCUCUUCUCCUCCAUCCACCUCUUCCCCCUCCCUCUCUCCCAAUCUUGCAUAGCUUGCAAACAGUGCUCUGCAGAAUGACUAAAGAUGAGGAUUUCAAGCUGGUCAAGAUCCAGACCCAUGUCCUGAGGGUGAACAUACACUGUGAUGGGUGCAAGCACAAGGUGAAGAAGUCGCUUCAGAAGAUUGAAGGCGUCUACUCAGUGGCCAUAGAUGUGGACAACCAUAAGGUCACGGUGACUGGCAAUGUGGACUCUGAGACAUUGAUCAGGAAGCUCACCAGAGGAGGCAAGCAUGCAGAGCUGUGGUCACAUCAGAAGGGCAGCAGCAACCAGGGCCACAAGGGUAACAACCAGCAGAAGCAGCAGCAGCAGCAGAAUCAGAAGCAAGCUGCCAAUCCAAGCAAGGAUGGCCACAACAAGAACAACAACAACCAGAAGGACCAGGGCAAGCAUGGUGGAGUUGGAAGCCUCAUGCAGGGCCUCAAGGCCUUCAAGAGCCAGCACAACAAGAACCAGCUCCAUGAGCUGAGCUCAGAGGAUGAUGACAUGUACGAUGACGAUGAUGAUGAGUUUGAGGAUGACUAUGAGGACGAUGACCUUGGCUUCCUUGGAGACAAGAUGAACCAGCUCAGCUUCCUCAGGCAGCAUGCUACGGCAGCAGCCAAUGCCAAGAACAAGAACGGCAACAGUGCCAAUGUAAACAAUAACCAAAGCAAUGCCAAUGGCAAGAAAGGUGGUGGAGGCGGCGCAGGAGCGGGCAACCACCAUCAGAACAACCAUCACCAGAACCAGAAGAAUGCUAAUAUGAUCAACAUGGCGGCUGCUGCAAAUGCCAAGAUGGGGAAUGGUGCUCAGAAGAACACUAGUGCCAUCAAUGGCAUGAUGGGCCUCAACCAUGGCCUGGGGGCAGGCAGUGCAGCUCCUGGCUUACAAGGCUACACUGGCGGCUUCAGCCACCCAUCCUAUGCUGCGACCGGUUACGGAGGGCUUCAACAGCAACACCUCCAGCAGCAGCAGAACAACAACCUCAUGGCAAGCAUGCAGGGGUACCAUAAUAACCCAGCAGCGGCUGCAGCGAUGAUGAACAAUCUGAGAGGCCUGAACAACAACAUGAUGAUGCAUCAGCCGCAGCCUCAGCCACAGAUGAUGUACCACCGAUCGCCUCAGAUCAGCCCUUACACCGCCUACUACAACCCAUACAGCUACUACUACCAACAACCUGGCAGCUCUGGUUACCAUCAGGCCGGCAAUGGGGAAGUCGAGACCAUGUUCAGUGAUGAGAAUACCAAGGGUUGUGUUGUCAUGUAGGAUUGUAGUUAGCAGUGUUACAAUGUAGAGGUUGGGUAAUGAAGAAUGGUGAUGCAGUCGUACUGCUCUUUUUUUACUAGUAUUUUACUGCCCUUAUGUUUUCUCCUGUAUCAAGAAUGAAUCGUGGAUGUUGACUUAGAUGUGGUGUUUGAAAGUAGUGGCACUUCGGAGGAUCAUCAAACAGUGU